CUGAUCCCGAGCCUUGGGGGGGGGCACGGCGGCCGCCAUGCUGAGCCGCAGCUCGUUCACCAGCCUGGUGGUGGGGGUGUUCGCCGUGUACGUGGUGCACACGUGCUGGGUCAUGUACGGCAUCGUCUACACGCGGCCCUGCCCGGCGGCGGCGGCGGGGGGAGGCGCGGCAGGCUGCGUGUGGCCCUACCUGGCGCGGAGGCCUAAGUUGCAGCUAAGCCUGUACACUACCACACGGUCAAAUAUUGGUGCUGAGAGUAAUAUAGAUCUGGUUUUGAACGUGGAGGAUUUUGAUAUUGAGUCCAAAUUUGAAAGGACAGUGAAUGUCUCUGUACCAAAGAAGACCCGAAAUAAUGGCACAUUAUAUGCAUAUAUAUUUCUUCAUCAUGCUGGCGUUUUGCCUUGGCAUGAUGGUAAGCAGGUGCAUAUAGUAAGCCCUCUGACCACAUACAUGGUCCCUAAACCAGAAGAGAUUAAUUUGCUCACUGGAGAGUCAGCCACACAGCAAAUUGAAGCAGAAAAACAGACCAACACUCUAGAUGAACCUGUCUCUCACUGGAGGUCAAGAUUAACCUUAAACAUCAUGGCAGAAGAUUUUGUGUUUGAUGGAUCAUCCCUCCCUGCUGAUGUGCACCGUUACAUGAAGAUGGUUCAGUUGGGGAAGACAGUGCAUUACCUUCCAAUAUUAUUUAUUGAUCAGCUAAGCAACAGAGUGAAAGAUUUGAUGGUUAUAAAUCGUUCAACAACAGAGCUACCUCUUACAGUGUCAUAUGAUAAAAUAUCUCUUGGAAAACUCCGAUUUUGGAUCCACAUGCAGGAUGCUGUGUACUCCCUCCAACAAUUUGGGUUUUCAGAAAAGGAUGCAGAUGAAGUAAAAGGAAUUUUUGUUGAUACUAACCUGUACUUUCUGGCUUUGACAUUCUUCGUAGCAGCAUUCCAUCUUCUCUUUGAUUUCCUUGCAUUCAAAAAUGAUAUCAGUUUUUGGAAGAAAAAGAGGAGCAUGAUUGGGAUGUCAACAAAAGCAGUGCUUUGGCGGUGCUUUAGUACCGUGGUAAUAUUUCUCUUCCUUUUGGAUGAACAAACAAGUUUAUUGGUGCUGAUCCCAGCAGGCAUUGGUGCAGUGAUUGAGCUCUGGAAAGUGAAGAAGGCUUUGAAAAUGACAGUCAAGUGGCAAGGCUUGAGGCCCAGAAUUCAGUUUGGCACAUACAAUGACUCUGAAAAAAAAACCGAGGAGUAUGAUACCCAGGCUAUGAAAUACUUGUCAUAUUUGCUCUAUCCACUGUGUAUUGGAGGUGCAGGUUACUCCUUGAUGAAUGUCAAAUACAAAAGCUGGUACUCCUGGUUGAUUAACAGUUUUGUCAAUGGAGUGUAUGCUUUUGGAUUCCUAUUUAUGCUGCCCCAGCUGUUUGUAAACUACAAGAUGAAAUCCGUUGCACACUUGCCAUGGAAGGCUUUCACAUACAAAGCAUUCAACACCUUUAUUGAUGAUAUAUUUGCUUUUAUCAUCACUAUGCCAACAUCUCACAGGCUGGCGUGCUUUAGAGAUGAUGUGGUGUUCCUGGUCUAUCUUUACCAAAGAUGGCUUUAUCCUGUGGAUAAGAGCAGAGUGAAUGAGUAUGGAGAAUCUUACGAAGAAAAGCCAAAAAAAAAAGCUCACAGAGAAUAACUAAGCAUUGAAGAAGAUUCUGACCCCUGGACUCUUACUGGCUUCAUGUAUUAUCUGGUCUUAAGGAAGGAAAAACAUAUUUAAUAAGAGUAUUUUUUAAAGCUUAUGACAGAACUACAUGGACAAUACAUCUUCUAUAUUGCCAAAAUCUAGUUUUGAUAUCCUCCUAUUUCAAGAUCCUCUUUUGUCCUCACAAGGUUCACAGUCUGCCAGAUGUUAUUAAAUAAACUUCCUGCAUUUAAACUUC
Molecule: messenger RNA, 1913 nt
Organism: Neopsephotus bourkii (Bourke's parrot)
Lineage: Eukaryota; Metazoa; Chordata; Aves; Psittaciformes; Psittacidae
Gene: CLPTM1L
Product: CLPTM1 like
Exons: 17
Coding region: 38-1666 (542 amino acids)
Cellular component (GO): membrane; endomembrane system
Source: RefSeq, a predicted model, not a curated record